AUGUGUUCAAGUGUCGUUUGUCCUCCUUAUAAUGCUCCUGGUAGUUUAUAAUAUAAAAUAAUUAGUUUGUGGAGUAAGUUGUAAGACUUGUGAUUCAACUAAUAAAAAUUGUGCUAUUUGUUAAAUAGGUUAUUCCAAAAUGAAUGAGAAUGACACAAAGUGUAGUUUAAGUAUGAUAUUAUUUAGAUUAUUUAAGAAUGCAAUACAGGAUAAUAAAAUUGUUAAAUUGUUGAUUCAGUAUAUUCAUUUACUGAUUGUUAAGUGGGAUAUGAAUUAUUAGAUGAUGAUUGUGUGUGUAUUAAAUAUCUUAUUGUAUUAGAGUGUCCUAUUCAUUGUAAAAUAUGUUCUUCUGGAUAAUGUAGUGAAUGUGAAUGGCCAUAUUCUUUAAAAAGUUAUAAAUGUUUUGGUGAUCCAAAUUGUGUCAAAUAUGAUUACAUAUAUGAUUAAAUUACAGGUGAAGCAAUAGAUAUCAAUUGUUUAUAAUGUGAUCUUCAAUAUUUCAAAUAUUAAUCAAUUUGUACAAGUAUUAAAAUUUGUUUAAUUAUGUAGAAUGUGAAUCAUUUCCAGCUUUAAUUGGAUGUUUUGCUUGUGCUAAUGAAAAUGAAUGUCUAUUUUGUUGGGCAACAUAUUACUUGACUCCUUAGAAAUUAUGUGCACCAUUUAUAGGAUGUAAUUCAAUUUGUCAGACUUGUCUUAAUACUGAUCCAGAUUAUUGUACCACUUGUGAUUGGAUAAAUUAACAUAGAUCUUCUUAAAUAGAAAUUGGGAAGUGUAUUUGUGAUAUCACUUAAGAAUAUGCUGAUAAGGAUGGAACAUGUACUCUAUGUACUACAGGUGUUUGUUUAACUUGUACUACCAAUUUUUAUGAAUGUACAUCUUGUAAACCUGGUUUAAAUAGAGAACAUAUAGGUCUUAAAUGUCCUUGCAUAUAAGGUUAUUAUGAUACUGGUUAUGAAGAUGGAAUUUGUGAGUGUACAAAUUAUUAAUUAAUUAUGUAGAAUGUUUUCCAUCUUGUUAUAAUUGUUCUGGUCCUUUAGAUAAUGAUUGUACUAAUUGUGGUGAUCCAAAUAUAUAUCACAAAGAAUUAUUUCAAAAUAAAUGUGUUUGUGCCAAAAGAACAGUUUAAUUCAUUUUACCUAAUGGUUUAACUAGAUGUGAUCGUAUAUAAUUAUUUAUAUAUUUUAAAGCUUGCCAUCCAAAAUGUGAAAAAUGUCAAAUCCCAUUUGAUAAUUCUACAAAUCAAUUUUGUACAAUGUGCAUACCAGGACAAAACAGAAUUGUUUCUGAAGAUUUGAAAUGUAUUUGUAGAGAUGGAUAUGGAGAAGAUGGGAUUUUAGAUAUAUGUUUUAGUAUAUCUCAUAUUUGUAUUUCUUAGAAUGUCAUUAUUCAUGUCUAAGUUGCAAUGGACCAUUAUCAACUAAUUGUACAUAAUGUUCAGACAUUAGUCAUAGAUAACUAUCAUCAAAUAAUGAAUGUCUUUGUUAUGGAGCCUAUUAUGAUGAUGGUAGUUAAACAAUAAAUUGUUAAUGUAAAUAAAAUUAAAUAACAACUUUUAGAAUGUCAUCACUCUUGUACACUUUGUAAUAAUAGUUAUUUAGAUAAUUAAUGUGAGGCUUGUCCUUCUACAAGAUAACCAGAUGGAUUUGGAUAAACUUUUAAAUGUUUAUGCAAGGAUUCUCAUUAUUAUGAUAAUGAAUUAAUGUUGGAAUGUCAAGAAUGUCAUUACUCUUGCUUGACUUGUAAUGGUAGUGAUAAUAAAAGUUGUUAAUCAUGUGAUCCAAUUUAUAGAUAAUUAAUCAUUUCAAUUUGUGAAUGCAAUUAUGGAUUUUAUGAAAUUGGACUACUAUAAUGUGAUUGUAAUUUUGAAAUCUAUUAUCUAAGAAUGUCAUUAUACUUGCAAAACCUGCUUUUCACCUUAUAUUACUAGUUGUAUAACCUGCUUCUCUGAACAUAAUAGAAUCAUAAAAGGAAAUAAAUGCAUAUGCAAGGAUGGUUACAUGGAAAAGAGUCUUAAUGAUCCUAUGUGUUAUUGUAAUUAUUUUAUUGUUAAAUUAGAAUGCUCAUAUAAAUGUGCCAAUUGUGCCAACCAAAUUGAAUAUUGUACUUCUUGUCCAUCAUUUUCAUUAAGGGAUUUAGGAACUGAUAAUUCAUGUUCAUGUCCUUCUAAGGCUUAUGAUAAACCUGGUAAUCCAAUAUGCAUAUGUAUAUAUAAUUUAUAUUAAUAUUAAGUUUGUCAUUAUACUUGUAAAACUUGUAGUGGAACCAAUUCUGGUGAAUGUGAAAAUUGCGAUGCUCUUAAUUAUAGAUAUUUAAACAAUGGAUUAUGUCCUUGUAUUAACAAAUAUUUCGAUGAUGGCAUGCCUGAAUGUUAAUGUAUAUAUUUUUUACUAUAAUUUAUAGCUUGUAGUCCAUAUUGUUAAGAUUGUGUUGAAAAUUUAAAUAAAUGUACAUCUUGCAAGUCUGAUAAAUAUCUAAAUGGAAAUACUUGUAUAUGCAAAACAAAAGUUCAAGGAAAUUCUAUUAGUACAUUUCAAACUUCUACUAAGAUUGAUUGCUAAAGUAUAUUUCUUUUUAUUUAUCAAGAUUGCCACUAUUCAUGUCUAACUUGUGACGGUCCUAGUUUUAAUAAUUGUCUCACUUGCUUAGAUACUGAAAUGAGAGAGCUGUCUGGGUCUAUAUGUAUAUGCAAACCACCUUAUUUUGAUAAUGGCAAAGCUAAAUGCUCAAGUAAUUAUAACACAUUACUUAUAUAGUUUGCAAUUACAGAUGUCAAGCAUGUGCAAGUAAUGAAUCUUAAUGUUUAUCUUGUCUCCCUUCAAGUUUAAGGUAAUUCAAUGCUUUAUAAGGAUCAUGCUAUUGCCCAUAAAAGUACUUUGAUGAUGGAUCCAAUAGCAUUUGUUAAUGUAAAACUCAUUAAUUUAUAAAUAUAGAAUGCCAUUAUAGUUGUCAAACCUGUAGUUUGGUUAACACUAAAUGUGAUUCCUGUAUGCUAACAGCUAAUAGAACAUAUGAGAGUACUCUUUAAACUUGUAGCUGCAAUCUGGGUUAUUUUGAUGACGGUGUAGAGAUUUGUAAAUAAUGUCAUCAUUCUUGUUUAUCUUGUAAUGGCAUAGGAUUUAAUUCUUGUAUUACUUGCAAGGAUAGUACCAUUUCUUAUAGGGCAUAUAUAAAUUAGGUUUGUCAAUGUCUAGUGGGUUAUUAUGAUGAUGGAGUUUCAAGUAUAUGUUAAUAGUGCUAAGUUUAAUGCUUAACUUGUUUAAAUUAAUCUUAUUAUUGUACUUCAUGUUCGAUAACAAGACAUUUAAAUUUGCAAACUUGUAUUUGUAAUACAGGAUUUUUUGAAACAGGAUCAUCUUAAUGUUCUAAAUGUGAUUCUAAUUGCGUAAAAUGCAUUUCAAAUCCUUAUAAAUGCACUGAAUGUGACUCUAUUCUUUUAAAAUCACUAGAUCCUAACACUUAUGAAUGUAAGUGUUAAAAUGGUACCACUGAUGUAAAUGGAGUUUGCUAAUUUUGUGAUGUCUCUUGUUUAACAUGUUCAAACUCUAUUUCAAAUUGCACAGCCUGUCAUCAAAUGAAAUAAUUAAUUAAUAACAAAUGUCUCUGCGUAAAUGGUACAUUUGAAUCAGAAGCUGAUCGAUAAUGUAAAAUUUGUCAUCCUUCAUGUGAAACAUGUGCUUAUGAUGAAAACCAUUGUUUAACUUGUUCACUCAUUAAUUUUAGGAUCAAAUAAUCAGGUAAUACAUGUUAAUGUAUGAUUGGCUAUUUUGAAGAUAAAAUGACUUUAGCCUGUAAAGAAUGUAAUUAAUCAUGUCUGACAUGUGAAGGAAUCUCUUCAUAUUGCACAUCAUGUGAUUAAUCACUAAAUUUAACUUUAAGCAUUUAAAAUUAAUGUAUUUGCAGCAGUUCAUUUUAUUAUAAUCUAAUAUCUAAAAAAUGUGAAAGUAAAUGAUUUAUAAAAAUAAAAAUAGGUUGUAAUGUAACAUGUAAGGAAUGUCAAAAUGCAUAAAAAUGUAUUGAAUGUGAACCAAUUAGUAGAUUUUAUGAUCCAGAUAAUUUUAAAUGUUUAUGUAAAGAUGGUUAUUUUGAAACAAAUGAAAAAAUGUGUUAAUGUAAUAAUUAUAUUGAUAAAUAGUAUGUGAUUUGAGUUGUAAAACAUGUAUAAAUUAAAAAAUACAUUGUUUAACAUGUGAAUCAUUAUAUUUUAGAUUGUUCAAUAAUAAUACUAAUUAAUGUCUUUGUUUAGAUGGUUAUUAUGAUGUUGGUAUUGAAAUGUGUGAAAAAUGUAAUAAUUUAUGUAAAACUUGUUCAUAAAUAUCAACUAAAUGUUUAUCUUGUUAUGAAAAUGAAUAAAUAAGAAUAUUAAAUAAUAAUUAAUGUUAAUGUAAAUCUGGAUAUUUUGAUAAUGGAUAAUUAAUAUGUGAAAGUAAUUAUUAUUAUUUAUUUAUGAAUUUUAGAAUGUUCUAAAUCUUGUUUAACAUGUUAAGGAAAAAAUGAUUAUUGUACAAGUUGUGAUAUCAAUUUAAAUAGAAUAGAUUAAUCACCAAUUCAUAAAUGUCCAUGUUAAACUAAUUUCUAUUAAGAUUAAAAUGAAAUUUGUUAAAGUAUAUAUAUUAUAUAUAUAUUAGAAUGUCAUAUUAAAUGUUCUGGAUGUAUAUCAUAAAAAGAUAAAUGCAUAAGUUGUAAAACAUCAAGUACAUCUAAUAGAUUAUCAAUUACAUAAAAUUGUGAUUGUAUUGAUGGAUAUUAUGAUGAUGGUGUUUAAUUUUAAUGUUAAAAAUGUAGUUAUUAAUGUAAAACUUGUACACAAUCCCCAUAAAAUUGUUUAUUAUGUCUUAGUAAUUUAAGAGAAAUAAUUCCUACAUGUAAUUGCAAAUCUGGAUAUUUUUAAAAUGAAUAAUAAACAUGUGAAUGUAUUUAUAUUCUAUUAUUAAUAUAGUAUGUGAAAAUCAAUGUAAUACAUGUGAAAAAUUAUCAUAUAAUUGUACAAGUUGUAAAGGUAUUAGAAUAAAUAAAACUUGUGAUUGUUUAGAUGGAUAUUUUGAAGCAGGAUAACCUGAUUGUAUAAGUAAUCCUUAUUAAUUAAUAUUUAUAGAAUGUGAUUUUUAAUGUUUAACAUGUAAAGGAAAUUAAUCUUAUUGUUUAUUAUGUAAAGGUGAUCGUAUUAAUAUUCCAUUUUGUAAUUGUUAAGAUGGAUAUUAUGAUGAUUUCUAAAGUCUUGAUUGUUAACAAUGUGAUCCAAAUUGUAAAACUUGUAAUCUAGAGGGAUGUUUAAUUUGUAAUGGAAAUAGGGUAUUAUCAGAAGAAAAAACUUGUGAUUGUCCUUAAAAUUCAGUAAGUCACCCAGAAACACCAUGGUGUUCAAGUAAAUGAAUUUUAUUAACAUUUAUAGCUUGUGAAGUUGCUGUUUUGGAUAUUCGUUUUUCUGAUGAUUUACUUUCAGUCAAAGUGCUAUUUGAUUUUAAUUUGAAUCCAAAUUAUUUUUCCUCUUAGUUUUAAGAGAAUGUUUGUUAUAAAUUUUUAGCCGAUGAAACUAUUAAAUUAUUAGGAAAGAAUCCUAAUUGUAAAUUAGAUUAGGAAAAUUAUAAAUAAUUAAUAUUGAAUUUAGGUGUUAAUGCUGCAAUACUUCCAGGAGAUUCAAUUAUAUUUAUUGACUCUUAUUUUGGCCAUAAAGAUUGCUCAAGCAAAUUAGAUUUAUUUGUUUUAAAUAAAGUUUAAAGUCCUCUUAACCCAGUAUCACCUGUAAUAUCAUAUGAUAUACCUCAAUAUUUACUUAAUCCCUGUGAUGAUAACACCAUUUUAAUAAGUUAAAAAACAAAUGAUGGCCUAAGAAGUUUAAUAAACAUAGCAUGGUCUUAUUAAGUAGAAGGGUAAAAUGGUUAUGGUAAUCUAAAAGAAUUAGUUUAACAUUAAACUAAUCUAUAACUAUUAGAUCUAGUCAUUCCAAUUUAAACCCUUCCGAAACAAUCAAAAAUAACAUUCUUUGUUGAAUUUCAAAAUUUUAUUAAUUAAAAAGGGUAGUAAUAAAUUUAAGUUUAAACACAUUCUGGACAAUUACCAACUGUACUUUGGUUAGGUAAGAAAUAUUAUUAUACUUUUGAAAUAAUUGAUUUAUAGUUUACAAUCUAGAAAAAAUCAUGUACUAAUUCAACUUAAAGUUAGAAUGAUAAGUCUUAAUAUUCAGUAUCAUUAGUUGAAAUUUAUAGGAAUAAUUCUAAUUCCAGACCAUCAAGAGUAGAUGUUUCAUAAAUAAUAAAUGAAAGUACUUUUUAAGUGACAAUCUUAAAAUAUACAUUAUCCCCUAAAACUGCAUAUACAUUCUUAAUGGAAACUAAAGAACCCUAAACCACUUUUUCGUUUUCUCAAAACGUAACCAUUCAAAUAACUCCAGGAGGUCUACUAUGCUAAUUUUUUGGCAUUAAUAAGAUUCAAAAUUAUCAAAAGGAUUCUACUAUAAAUAUUUAAUGUAAAGAUCUUGAUACUUAAUAUCAAUGGAAUGAAGACUAAGAAAUUACAAUCGAAGUUAGCUGUGCUGACUUAACANCGGGUAUUAUCAGAAGAAAAAACUUGUGAUUGUCCUUAAAAUUCAGUUAGUCAUCCAGAAACACCAUGGUGUUCAAGUAAAUGAAUUUUAUUAAUAUUUAUAGCAUGUGAAGUUGCUGUUUUGGAUAUUCGUUUUUCUGAUGAUUUACUUUCAAUCAAAGUGUUAUUUGAUUUUAAUUUGAAUCCAAAUUAUUUUUCAUCGUAAUUCUCAGAUAACAUCUGUUAAAAAAUAUUGCAACCUACAACUGUUUAGAAAUUAGGAAUUAACCCUAAUUGUUAAUUAGAAUUUGAAAAUUAUAAAUAGUUAGUUUUGUUUCUAGGAUAGAAUGGAACUAUCCUCCCUGGAGAUCCUAUUGAAUUUUUGGAAAAUUCUUUGGGUCAUGUAGAAUGCGAGAGUAAAAUUAAUUUAUUUAUAUCCUCCACUUUGAAAUUACCUAGGAACCCAUUAAUACCAAUUAUAGAUUAUGAAGUACCAACAUAUUUGGUAAAUCCUUGUGAUGAUAACAAUAUUUAUAUGAAAUCUAAAUAGUAUGAUGGUUUAAGAGCAUUAAAUAGUAUUUCUUGGUCAUAUUAAAUAAAUGGUUUAAAUGGAAAUGGUAAUCUUGAAAGUUUUGUUUAAUAAUAAACGUCUCUUUAAAUUUUAGAUUUAAACAUUCCUUUAUCCACUUUACCUAAAUAAUCAACAAUUUUUUUAUUUAUUUCAUUUAAGAAUUUUGUAGGUUAAAAGAAUUAAAUUAAGAUUGAAUUAGCCACUCAUUCAGGAGAAUUUCCAACAAUUCUUUUAGUUAGUAAACGAAAGUUCUUUACAUUUGAGAAUAUAAUGCUAUUGUUUACAAUAAAUAGAAAAGUUUGUGAAGGAUCAAUUGAAACAAAUAAAGAUGUUUCAAAAUAUUAAAUUGAUUUAAUUGAAAUUUAUAGAAAUAAUUCUAAUUCUAGAUCUUCAAGAAUGAAUUAUUCAACAUUGACAAGUGAAACAACUUUUAAUGUUACUAUUCAAAAUUACACUUUGACUCCUCUUACUACUUAUACAUUCAAGUUAUCAACAAUUGAUCCUUCUAUUCUUUUUUCUGUUUCAAGAAAUAUUACAAUAGAAAUAGCUAAGGCAGGAUUAAAUUGUCAAUUUACAGGAACUAAGAAAAUUUAUAAUUAUCGAAAGGAUGCAAUAAUUUAUAUUAAUUGCAGAGAUUUAGAUUCACAAUAUGAUUGGAAUGAAGAUCCUGAUUUAUCAAUUGAUGUUAAAUGUUUAGAUUUGAUAAUCAAUAGUUAAUGUUUGGAUUUAAAGAAGAAUAUCAUCUAAGUUAAUAGAACUGAUUCAAUAUAGACUAUACCAAAGUUAUCAGUUUAAACAUACUCAAUUUAAAUAUGGUAAGUGACAGCCAAGAAAUAGAAUAAUACAUCUUACACUUUUAGAUAAACUGUAGUUUAUUUGGACAAUGAUUUUAGUAUUUUAGAUAUGAAUUAUAGUAAAGGUUAUUAGAUGAGACCUAUCAAUAAUUAUGAAUCACUUUAAUUUACAUUUAAUAUCCCUUUUGAUUAUAGAUAAUCUAUAGUAGAAUAUCAAGUAGCAAUUAUUUAUGAUUUUGAAUUAGUCAAAUUACUUUCACCCAAAUACUUUUAAUUUCAAUUUAAAUUAUUUGAUUACUAUUAAGAUUUUAAUGUAGGAAAUUCUUUCUAUCUGAAAUUUGUCACAUAAUAUUCUUUUGAUAUUAUUCCAAGUGAAUAUGAUAUUUAAUUAAUUCUCAAUUAACCUCCUAUAUGCAAAGGAUAAUUAUAUAAUUAUAAUUCAUCUACAUUAAGUUAAUUAAAAAUUGUUGGGAAUUGUUAAUAUUCAGAUGACUCUCCCUUUUAAUAUCAAUUGCGAUUCUUUCUCAUAAACUAAGACUAUGAAGAGUUUAAAAAAGGAAUCUCAGACAAUUCUCUAAUAUUGUAUUCUUUUUAAAGUUCAAAUAUUUUUGAAGUUUACUUACCUGCAUCAAAUGGAAUUGCUCUGAUUUAAGUUAUGGAUUAAGGAGGAUCAAUCUCAAAUGUGAUAUUUGAAAUCAAUUCAUAAAAAACUGAAUUCAAUUGUAGUACAUUGUAAAAUGGUACUUUUGAAUUUAAAUACCAAAUUGCUUUAGUUUUAGAAAUUAUGUUAAAUCAUUAUGAUAAAGAUGAUUGUGCUGUUUUAGUUAAAUAAUUGAUGUCGACAAUAAAAUCUUAAUUAAAUUAAUUUUAAUUUAAUGAUUUAAUGCUCGCCUAUUAAGUAAUAAAAUUAUAAGCAAAACUGAUGAUUGAAUAAAUUAAUACAAAAUCAAAAUCUAGAUUAUUAAAUUAGGUUGAUUUCAUUAAUUGUUAUGAUAAACAAAUUCUAAAGUUUAUAAUUAAGAGUUCUAAAAUUAAUGAAUAAAUUACUUAUAAUUCAUCUACAUUAAAUGAGGAAUUAUAAAGUAUAAAAUCUGAGAUUAAAACCUUAAUUUUAUUGAAAAUAAGUUUAGAAGAAGAAAUUAAUAGUAAUCCUUUAUUUUUAGAUGAACAAUUAGUCUAGAAAUAUGAAUCUAUUAUAAAUUCAAUUUUCUCUUAAUUAUAUCUUAUUGAUGAUAUAUUUUCAUAGCUCUAAAAUAUUAAUGUCAAAUCUGAAGUUGAAAAAUAAAAAUUGUAUAAUAUUACAAUAGAAUUGUAAUUACUUAUUGAUCGAAUUUCAAAUUAAAUUUGUUCAAAAGCAAAAGUUAAUGAAGCAUAAUUAAUGAUUAAUGGAUCCAAUUUGAAUUUAAAUAUUGGUCGAAUUACUAAACCAGUCUUUAAUUCUUUAUUUAACAUUGUUGGAGAUACAACAGAUGCAUUAAUUGCAUUUCUUUAAAGAUAAGCCUUACAAAUUAAUUAUAACUAUUAUUAUUUAUCAAAUUAAGAUGAUAUAUCUUAAAUAUCCACUCUCUUGAAUUAAUCUAAUAUCUUUAUUGAAAGAAACUAUUAUGUCAAAACUUAAUUAUCAAAUUAUUUAUAUAAUAAUAAAGUAAUUUAACAUAAUAAAUUAAUUAAAGAUUAUAUAAUUGAUAUUACAUAAUAUCAAUAUUGUUUUGAUUAAUCCUAUGAGUAAGAUGAAAUUUUUAAUUAUUUCUGUAUUAAUAGAGAUUAUAAUAAGUAAUUUCAUAAAUGCAAAAUAAUAAUUGAAGAAAAGGAAAAUAUUACAGUUUAAAUUUCUUGUUAAUGUUAAGAAUUAGGAGAAAUCUUUUUAAUUAAAUCACCCAAGUUGACUUUGAAUGAUUAGAAUAAUACAAAUAUCUCUAAUGAUAUUGGUGAUAAUAUUAAUAAUAACAUGACAAUAAUUAAUUAACCUAUAAUACUUUUUCAAGGUAUUUUCUUGGCAUUUUCUAUUUUUCUUUAUUUUGAAUUAAUUUUCAUAGAAAUAAGAAGGAAAAUCAAAUAAGAUAUAAAAUAUAAUAAUAUCGAAACAAUUGAUGAUAUUAAUAAGAUUGAAAAGAAGAAUGUCCUUAUUUUGUUUCCAGGAUUAAUCUUUCUAUUUAAAUAAAACUUCUAAGUAAAUCUAUUAUUUCUAAAUUUAGUUUAUUCAUUCAAUCAUAUAAUUGUUUUAUUAUCAUGAUAAUCAUAUUAAUACAAGUUUUAGAUUCUUGUAAAUAUCAACUUCCAUUAAUUUCAUAUUCCCUUUAGCCAUUGCUGAGAUCAUAUAUCUAGAAGAGUUGGAUAUAUCUAUUGGAAUAAUUAUAAUAAAUCAAUUGAUUAUGCUCAUUUUAAGAUUAAUGUUCAAAAUAUUUUAAGCAAUUUACAGAUUUAAAGGUAAAUUAGCCAUAUCUAUUAUUUUAAUCUAUUUUUCAAUAAAUGUGAUAUCAUAUACAAUAUCAAUUUUAUUGAUAAUUAGGAGGUAAUUAUCAAUACUAUAUACUAGGUUCGAUUCUGACAAUUCAAAAAAUAUAGAUGAAAUCAUAAUUUUUUCUAGUUCUAUUCUGAUUUCUAUUUUUUUAAUAGAACCACUAAUGAUAAUAAUUAGAAUAGGAAUAUAUAAAAUGACAAUAGGAGGAAUACAAAAUAGAACCUUAAAUCCUUUUGAGCACUUACUUUUCUUUUUUGUUUAACAUAGUAAAUUAGAUGAAAUAUUUUAAUAAUAUGUAUUUUUAUGA
Molecule: messenger RNA, 10652 nt
Organism: Paramecium primaurelia
Lineage: Eukaryota; Ciliophora; Oligohymenophorea; Peniculida; Parameciidae
Source: the annotation of a GenBank genome assembly